Messenger RNA from Podarcis lilfordi (Lilford's wall lizard), 4661 nucleotides. NCBI's taxonomy places the organism in Eukaryota, Metazoa, Chordata, Lepidosauria, Squamata, Lacertidae. The record is from the annotation of a GenBank genome assembly.
GUCUAAACAUGGAGCAGAUCCGUUCUCCCAUUCAAGGGAUUCUCAUGGGGCAGGAGCUGAUUUAGUAUUGGGAGGUGUGAAGACCUGUGGCCAACUAAGGGCAUCUCUUGUUGCACCAAGAUCCUGCAUGGUAAGUCAUUCCUGAUGCUCCUCUUCUGCCUUUCCUUCAUUGACUCUUUCUCUCUCUCUCUCUCUCUCUCUCUCUCUCUCUCUCUCUUCACAUCUUAUUCUGCUAACCAACCAUGCCUCCAGUGUCUACCUGUGUCUUAUUUGAACCUAAGAUUGUUUGAGCUUUAAACUAUUUUGAAAGGGCCAAGACUAUGACACAGCAGCCUUGUGGAAAGCAUGUCUAGGUCUGGUUCAGGAAACCGGGUGAAAAUUCAGGAUGGGGCUCCUCCUGCUCUAAUAGGUCAUAGAACAGAGAAUUUCAGCUUCUCUUUAUAUAUAUAUUUAAUGUAUCAUUUCCAACAGUCCUUUAACAUAACUUCUUAUCUUAUACAAUAUUUUAGACUUCCGUCAACAACCUCUGAAGAUUUUCCGUUCUUUAUCACUUAUUCUGCAUUUCUUAAUUUCUCUAUUACUUUUAAUUGCCAUUAACUAAUAACUCUCUUCCUUGCAAUAUUUCAUAUAAUCCUCCUUACAGAACUUCUUGCAGUCCUACUAGCGUAAUCUGCUUAUUACAAUUGCUUUUCAAAUAGCUCAGAUAUUUACUCCAGUCUUCUAAGAAUCUCUGGUCCCGCAGGUUUCAAAUCCUUCCUGUUAAUUUAUCUAAUUUCAUUUGCCAUUCUUUCGUCGGUAAUGAGAAUUUCAGCUUCUCAUUCCUGCUAUACCUGCUGAAAUUCCCUCUCCUAGACAACUGUUAAAGAUGCAAUAGCCCUGGCUUCUUUUCUUUUCCCAGAUGCCCAUGAGAAGGUCAUAAGCUAUUUUUUAUUUAUUUAUUUAUUCAUUCAUUUGUUCGUUCAUUCAUUCAUUCAUUCAUUCAUCCAUCUAUCUAUGGGAGGAUAAGGCUAUCAGUGACUCCUAACCCUGAUGGCUGGGUUCUACUUCCACUGCUGAAGACUGAAUACCGGUUGAUGGAUGAUGGAAACCACAGAAGGGGGGGGGGCGUUGCUGUGCUCAGGUCUUCCCUUAGACAUCUGCUUGAGCACUGUGAGAACAGGGUGCUGGGCUAGAUGUACCACUUGCCUGAUCCAGCAGGACUCAUCUUAUGUUCAUCCAUCACACAAUGAACAGCGGGCAAAACAAUCUCCCCUCUUUGCUAGGAAGUACAUCAGACACAGGAAGAGUGCACUAUAUGCCCAGGCAGCUCAGUUGGUUUGAGCAAACUGCUGAUAAUGCCAAGGUUGCUAGUUCAAUCCCUGUGUGAGACAGCUACAUAUUCCUGCAUUGCAGGGGGUUGGAUUAGAUGAUCCUUGGGGUCUCUCCCAAUUCUAUGAUUCUAUUAUUUCAAUUGCAGCUCUUGCAAAUGGAGGUUGUCAGCAUGUUGCUCCUGCAAUGGUCUACUGCGCAUGCUGUAGCUCAGUGUUCGGAGCUCAUUCGAAUAGGAAUAAAUGAAGCUGUCUUAUAGUGAGACCAUUUAUCCAUCUGGCCAAGUAAUGUCUGUUCUGGUAGGCAGUGACUCUUGGCUUCCAACAAGGGGUCCUUCACACCACUUACUACUUUACAUUCCUUAAACAUGCUGGGGAUUGAAUUCUGAGACUUUCUGCGUGGGAAGCGUAUCUCUGGAUGGUGAAAUGUUCUCAGGGUGCUGCACCUAACCUGGGUUUGCUUCUCUUUGGAAGGAGGUUACUGCAGGUUUGUGGGCAUUUGGUAAAUAUUUACAGACGUACAAGUUGCCCAUAGAACCUAAGCACCAUAUUUUUCACUCUAUAAGACGCACCAGACCAUAAGACGCACCUAGUUUUUAGAGGAGGAAAACAAGAAAAAAAAUAUUCUGAAUCUCAGAAGCCAGAACAACAAGAGGGAUUGCGAAAGCAGUGAUCCCUCUUGCUGUUCUGGCUUCUGGGAUAGCUGCGCAGCCUGCAUUGGCUCCAUAAGAUGCACACACAUUUCCCCUUACUUUUUAGGAGGAAAAAAGUGAGUCUUAUAGAGCAAAAAAUAUGGUACUUUUCACAUGGCUCCCACAUCAGAUCUCUAAAGCGACAGCCAAGCCCCUGAGAUGCUUUCAGAACCCAAGCUCAGCUCUCUGUGCCUUUCUCUCUCAUACAAAUGCACUCUGUUCUGUUCAUUUCAUUCGCAAACACAUAUCCACCCCCAUCUUGAGCUGGGCGCAGGGUCUUCUCCCUUCUCUGCUUGUUCUUUUCAGAACACUCCCCCCCCCCCAGUCAUCCUGCAUCGAGAUACAAUUGCUUAAUGAUUUAGUUCCCACGUUAAUACAUUUCCUGCAGUUUACAUCACAAAUGGAUAUGCCUGACCAACAUGCUUCAGUGGCAACUGUGGGCAAGAUUCCUGUAUUGCUAGGAUGACCCUUGGUCAUAGCUAUCAACUUUUCCCUUUUCUUGCGAGGAAUCCUAUUCAGAAUAAGGGAAUUUCCCUUUAAAAAAGGGAAAUGUUGACAGCUAUGCCCUUGGUGUCUCUUCCAACUCUACAGUUCUAUGAUUCUAUGUUAGACCAACUUUAAGCAGUCCAUCGAGCCCAUUGAACCUCUCCUGUCAAGCCCUCCAAUCUUACAAUAGAUUCCAUUAACAAAUAUAUGACUCAUUCUCCCCUGUUUUUUUGUGGUCAAACAAACCUGGCAGGCAAUACGCUUGUUCUUAGCUGAAAGGAGGAGCUGUUGUCCAAGAACAUCUUGAGACCACCAGGUUGGGGGAGCCUGGUCUACUGUUUCAAGACCAGUCAACCAGCAGAGAAUUCCAAGGGCCAGAUAGCGAGGCCUUGGGGUCACAUUCAGUCCCCAAGCCUGAAGCUUUCCACCCUUUUUAGUUAAAUUCAAAGUAAAUCCCUCAAGUCUGCACCUUGUCCUCUCUAGCGGAUCCAGGUUUUAGAAGCUGUUUCAUGUUGGUGAUUUCUGAUUUGUGUACAGCUUGCAGUCCUUCCAGUGUGAGGAUGUAUGUGAGUGUAUGUUGCAGGAGGCAACCCCAAGAGGAUGGAGUGGGGCAACCGCACCACGAUGGUGAAGGAGUUUGUGCUGCUGGGUCUCUCUCAGAGAAGGGAGGUCCAGCUCUUUCUCUUUGUCCUCUUCCUCUUCUUUGACACCCUCAUCUUGCCUGUGAACAUCCUCAUCAUCGUGACCAUCUUGAGCAACCCCCGCCUCAGCUCCCCCAUGUUCUUCUUCCUGGGCAACCUGGCCUUCCUAGACCUCUGCUACUGUUCAGUCACCCCGCCCAAGAUGUUGUCUGACCUGUACUCGCAGCGGAAAGCCAUCUCAUAUUGGGGCUGCAUGUCCCAGAUCUUCUUCCUCCACUGGCUGGGAGCGGCCGAAUUCCUCCUCCUCAUUGGCAUGGCCUUUGACCGGUACGUGGCCAUCUGCCACCCUCUGCGUUAUGGCAACGUGGUGAGCAAAGCUGUCUGCUGGGGACUGGUUGCAACCGUGUGGCUCCUUGGCUUAAUGCAUUCCCUGAUCCAGUUCAUUCCCAUCAUCCAGCUACCCUUCUGCGGCCCAAACAAGCUGGACAACUUCUUCUGCGACAUCAACCAGAUCAUCAAGCUGGCCUGCACCGACACAUACAACCUGGAGUUUGUCAUGUUCUUCAACAGCGGCUUGGCCACUUUGAUAUGUUUCAUUCUCCUCCUCAUCUCCUACGGGGCCCUUCUGUCCAAGGUGAGGUCCAGCUCCACCAAAGGGAAGGGCAAGACAGCCUCCACGUGCGUCACCCACAUCAUCAUCGUCUUCAUCAUGUUUGCUCCCGCAAUCUACAUGUACUGCCGCCCCUUCCAGGCCUUCGCUCUUGAUAAGUUGGUCGCCAUCUUCCACACUGUGGUCUUCCCCUUAAUGAACCCCAUGAUCUACACCCUGAGGAACAACGAAAUCAAAGUUGCCAUAUGGAAGAUGGUCACCAAAACCAAGGUCUGGGGUGGGAAGUGAUACCGCAGGAGCAGAGCAUGAUCCGUCGCCUGUAUUAACUCUCUGUUUUUCACUGCAUUGUCAGGGCCAGUCGUGUACAUGUAGGGAUGGGGAAGGAACUCAAUUCAGUUCACAUUUAAAAGUGAAUCUUCCAGGGCACCUUCUAUCAUAUGUGGUGGAACUGUAAAACAAUAAAGGAAUUCUGGGAAACGAUAUAUAAUAAACUUUUUAAAAUGUUUAGAAUAACUUUUGUUAAAAAACCAGAAGCCCUUUUGUUAGGAAUUGUAGGUGCAGAGAUACCGAAGGAAUUGAAAAGACUGUUUAUGUACAGCUGCAAGGAUACUGCUUGCUCAGAGUUGGAAAACUGAUAAGAUACCUACGAAAGCAGACUGGCAGAUGAAAAUACUAGACUAUGCAAAGAUGGCAAGACUGACUGGGAAAAUCAGAAAUUGGGAGGAUCAAAACUUCAAUAGAGAAUGGGACAAAUAUAGACUGCAUCUAAAAGAACACUGUAAACACUUGAACUCUUUGACAGGCUUUAAAUAACUCUUGCAAGGUCACAAAGACUUUGGAUAUAAUGGAAGACUGUAAUUUGGAUGAGUUUAUCAUAUGCAGUUGGCAAAGGUAUUUAAAGAACCCACGGAGAGGAGGAGAGAAG